This is a messenger RNA of Perca fluviatilis (European perch), 4593 nucleotides long. It is a transcript of the gene pigo, whose product is annotated as phosphatidylinositol glycan anchor biosynthesis, class O. The transcript has 9 exons. The record is from RefSeq and is a predicted model, not a curated record. Bases 1 to 3069 code for a protein of 1022 amino acids. Gene Ontology annotation, cellular component: endoplasmic reticulum membrane. Gene Ontology annotation, biological process: GPI anchor biosynthetic process. Gene Ontology annotation, molecular function: mannose-ethanolamine phosphotransferase activity. Lineage: Eukaryota; Metazoa; Chordata; Actinopteri; Perciformes; Percidae.
AUGAAGGGGCUCCCGGUGCUGUCCCUGCUCCUUUGGAUGUGUGCGGUGUACUUUGUGGGCAUCUACCUGUUUGUGGGUGGCUUCCUGCUGGUGAGGCUGGAAGUGAACAGGACCAGCACCUGCGGAGACGUGCUGCAGCCCGGAGAGGAGCCGGUGGACUUCUGCCGCGUCCAGCCGCGUUUCCGCCGGGCUGUCCUCCUCAUCAUCGACGCCCUGAAGAUCGAUUUCGCGUGGUUCGACCCCAACAACACGGCGCCGAGACCGUACGAGAACAAGCUGCCCGUGUUGGAGGAGACGGUCUCAUCCAGGCCUUCCCACAGCCGCCUGUAUCCUUUCCGCGCUGACCCGCCUACGACCACCAUGCAGAGGAUCAAGGGCUUCACCACGGGCUCCUUGCCUACCUUCGUGGAUGUAGGUAAUAACUUUGCAUCCAGUGCCAUCCUGGAGGACAACCUCAUCCACCAGUUUGGGCAAGUGGGCAAACGAGUGGUGUUCAUGGGCGACGACACUUGGGAGAAUCUUUUUCCGAAGAAGUUCCACCGCUCUCUGCCCUUCCCCUCUUUCAACGUGAAGGAUCUGCACACCGUGGACAAUGGGAUCCUCCAGCACCUCUACACAACUAUGGUGGGGGACGAUUGGGAUGUCCUGGUUGCUCACUUCCUCGGUGUGGAUCACUGCGGCCACAGGUUUGGUCCCGACCACCCAGCCAUGGCAGACAAGCUCACCCAGAUGGAUGGAGUCAUCAGGUCUGUGAUUGACCGUCUGCACAACGACACCCUCCUGGUGGUGAUGGGAGAUCACGGGAUGACGGACACUGGAGAUCACGGCGGAGAAAGUCAGAAGGAGACCGACGCUGCCAUCUUCCUCUACAGCCCGUCCCCUCUGUUUCCCGGACCGCCGUCACAGAGUGAACCGGACGUGGUGCCCCAGACAGACCUGGUGCCCACCCUGGCUCUGCUGCUUGGAGUUCCCAUCCCGUACAGCAGUGUGGGGCAGGUUCUCUUGCCUCUAUUCCCCCCCCACGGGCAGACGGAAGGUGCAGUUGGGCGUCUCAGCCAGCUGGAGGCGCUGUGGAUCAAUGCAAAACAGGUUAACCGUUUCCUAGAGACUUACUCCGGCAUGGCCAAAGACAUCCCGCCAGAGAGCCUCUCUCAGCUGAAGCGCCAAUUCUCCCGCCUCUCCUCCGAGUACCUCAGCUCGGUUAGAGAGGGUCGGUCACCCUCGCCGCAGCUGGCCGCCUCGCUGCAGGCCUACCUCACCUCCGUCCGAGACACGUGCCGAGCCACCUGGGCUCGAUUCAACCCCCUCAAGAUGGCGGUCGGUUUGGCCAUCCUGGCGUUCGCCUGCUUGACGUGUUUCGUCCUGUCUGAGCUGUCCCCGGUGCUGAUCAGGGAGAACGCUCCCGGGCUGACGGCCCCGCUCGUCGUGGCACUGGCGGCGGGGGCUUGCGCGGCUGCCUGGCAGUUGCUGGCGCGGGGCUCCGUGGAGGCGGCGUGGUGCCUGGCGGCCGCCGCCCUCAGCUCUGAACUGCUCUUUCUCUGGAGAGCCCGUCGGCGCGGCGCCGUCCCCGCGGACAAAAACGGAUCCAAAGCGCCGAAGCGUGCCACCUGGCUGACCCCGUGCCGCCUCCUCCUCAUCCCGCCGCUCCUGGUGCCACUGCUCCGCUGUGCCUCCCUGCUCUCGGACAGCUACGUGAUCGCCGAAGGCCGGGCGGUGACCUUUCUGGUCUUCUCGCUGGCUCUCUACAUUCCCAUCCACCUCAACUGGGAUGGCCUGCUCCUGCCGCCCAUCCACGACCCUCUCAAGGCCGCGGGGUUCCUGCCGCCCGCGGCCCUGUCCCCGUCGACCGUGAGGAGAGAAAGCAGCGUCCUCCUGGCCUGCUUGGGGCUCCUCGUCGGCAGCCUCUACCUCUCCCUCUCCUUCCACGCCUGUCGGGAAGAGCAGGGCUCCUGCCAGCCGUCUCCGUUCCUCUCUCCCCUGUCCCGGUUGCAGGACAGCCAGCUGAAGAACCUGCACUACGUCCUCUCCGUCUUCUCCCUGGGGCUGUGGACGUACCUGCUGAGGCGCUGCCUCCGCCACUACGGCAACCUCAACUCCUCCGGCGGGACGGCGUUCACGGCCCACUGGGUCCUGCCGCUGCUGUCCGUGUGCCUGGCGCUCCACUGGGCGGUCAGCGCCACCCCGGAGGACAGCUUCAGGAACCUGGCCGAGCUGAUCGGCCUGGCCCAGCUGGCCCUCCCCAGGGCCGCCUUCUGUCUCCUGGCGCUGGGGCUGUUCCUGAUCUGGCUGGAUCCCCUCACGGUCUUUGUCAAGACCAGGGGCGCGGCCUCGGCCAGAGCGUCGCCGCUGCCCCCGCCGAGCUACCGGGCGAGCACGGGCAUCAGCCCCCAGGCCGAGCUGCACCACCUCAUCCCCCAGAUCUACCAGCGCAUGCGGCGCUCCAUGGACGACGGCGGCGAGCUGAGCGGGGCCGGCGAGGUGGACAGCAGUCCCGCCGUGAAGGCCUACGGACUGGGGACCGUCUACUCCGCCCCCUUGCUGCUGUUCUGCGGCCUGCUGGGAAUUGGCCUGCUGCUGCUGCACCCAGAGGGCAUGGCUCUGUCUUUCCUCCUGCUGCUGCUCGAAAUGGGAGCGCUGUUGCACAUUCACGCUUCCUCCACUAACCUCAGUAGCCUGCACGGAACCUAUUCUGGUGGCUUUGACGUGCCCUGGACUCCAGUGGUGCUGUGGUCCCUGGCGGCCACCCAGUUUUUCCACGCCACAGGUCACCUCCCCACCUUCCCGUCCAUCCAGUGGGGCGCUGCCUUCGUGGGGUUCCCUGACGGACACACAGGCACCCUACUGCCCGCCUCACUGGUCACCCUCAACACUUUUGCCUCACACAUCUUGUUCGCAGGUCUUUGCUUCGGUCUGCGCAGCUGCUAUCCUCAGGAGACACCUAAUGGUGUGGAAGGUUUUUGCACCCAAGUUAAUGUUCGAGGCCUCAGGGUUCCUGGUGAGCAGCGUGUCUCUACUGAUCGGGGUCACACUAGUGCUGAGAGUAGACGUGGCCGUGGGCCGCUGGUUUAAGAGACUCGUCCCGGAUGCGUCUAGGUAGCGACGCCGGCGCUGCCCACCAGAGCUCAACGCGCCACAGUGAAAAGGGACAUAAAAGGGACUUUAAAGUUUUUUUUAUACCGACCUCUCACAAGAAAAAAAAUGACAUUGCCAUCUGUGUCUCGCAUAAGGAUCCCCACAAACACGUCGUGUGAGGUUGCCACGUACUGUAACUCUCUUUGAGGGCUAUGUCAUGCAUUACUGACAUUUUCAGCCAGAGAGACUUAAGGACAUCUUAGACUGACUGAACUCUUCUGGAUCGCAUGUGGACUCACCUAGAUACCGUAAUACGCUUGUAGACCACCUCACUUAGCUCAUGAGGUUGAAGGCCUUUGGGAGUGGUUAGAGCAGGAGCCACAGUCUCUGAAUGUCUCCUGGACUCCUGUUUUCUAACUUAAUAGAAUGGAUGAAACAUACCGAGCUCUCCAAGCCAGACAGUCCGGCAAAUGGUUCACGGUGCAGCGGUCAAAGAGCUUCCCGAAAUACAUAACACUAAACGGUUUACACUAGCAACAUGGCUGUCACAGUUGGCUACCUACAACAUUUAAACCAAAUUGGCCUUUAAGGAAUUUUCCCCCUCCCCAACUUUGUAACCGAGGCUCACAUGUAUGUGAAAGUUCAGUGUUAUAGAGGGGGAAAUGGAACUAAAGGAGCAGGUGAAUGUUUGGUCGGUUCAGUGUCUUGCUGCUGAAGCCUGACUUUGGGACUCCACAGCGACAGAAUGACCACUUCAACCACCAAAGCCACCCAAUGUCUGGCGCUACUUCACGAUCAAUUUGCAAGCCAAUCUACUCCGUUUUGGUGAAAAAUGCAUUACACCAUGUCUGUCAUCGCUGAAGGAACUUUUCCAUAUUUUUUUUUUUUAUGUUUUCUAUUUUCAAGAUGUUGAAAUAACCAGCGUGUCUUGUUACUGCCAAUUCAUAGUUUUACUGUGAACGUUUUUGUUUGUUUUUUCGUUCGGGUUUUCAAUCUGUUCAAUCUGGCGCUUUUGUGAUUGUAGGGUUCCGAUUCCUCACUUUAAUGCCUAUUUAUAAUUUAGAUUCUUUUAAUCCUUUUUUUUUUUUUUUUUUUUUUUAUCUCAAAUUAUACUUUUGUCUUAAUUAGGCCAAUUUCCCCCCCCUGGAAUAGGUGCCUAGCUUUGACCGAUGCCUUUUUUUUCGUGUAUGAUGUCAUUAUGUUGAAAGGGUCAUUAAAUCCAGGACCUCCAGAAACGCAGUCAGUAAAUUUAUUUCUGCGGGACGUCUGAGUCAGUGUUGGAUGCGAGAUCUGUUGAUGUGAUGCAGCUGUAGUCAGCAGCUGACGCUCAUUAGCUAAUGCACGAAGGGAUGUCGACUCAGGAUGAAUUAGCUACAAUGCAAUAGUACUGCAUUUCUCAGGCUGUUGUAUGGGAGUGAUUGGUCAUUUAUAGCGGCUGCUGUAGUGAUUAGCCCAAGUGAUGGUUUGGCUAGGUUGUGUGAUGACGGGGCAUUUUUUUUUCUGUUUAAAUAAAAAAAAAAA